Osmerus eperlanus (European smelt) is the source of this 2119-nucleotide messenger RNA. RefSeq lists its product as uncharacterized. NCBI's taxonomy places the organism in Eukaryota, Metazoa, Chordata, Actinopteri, Osmeriformes, Osmeridae. Bases 396 to 692 code for a protein of 98 amino acids. The record is from RefSeq and is a predicted model, not a curated record. The transcript has 4 exons.
UCGAUUUUAACAGACAGUGGGCUGGUCAUGGGGGGGAUAUGGCAUAUCUGGCAACCAGCUAGAGCAGAGGCAAACGAAAAUAACACGGCUGCAAAUGCCCUUGCUUUGGAAGCACGGCUGGAGUAUACGCUACUGUAGUGUAGAAGCUAGAUACGCAAUAAAAACAAUAAUAACAAUCAGUCUCAUCGCGUGGCUAGUUUUUGUUUCCUAUUCACUGCUGCUGCCAAGUUUUUUGGCUGGACAGGGUCCUAGCCUAGCUAGCUUGCUAAAUACAGUAGCUUACUAACGUUAACAUACUUUUCUAAUUAGCAAAGUAACCUUCCUUGACGUACAUACCUCCUAAAUAAUUUGACGAAAACUAGCUACAUACAACUAAUUGUAGUUUAGCUACAAACAUGGAAUAUAUGAGAGCAAUUCAGAAGAAGAGACGCCACGAAGGAGACCUUGAGAAAUGGAACGCCUGCCAAGCGAAGCGUGCGUGUGAUGGAGUGGGAGAUUAUGCUCAGGUUGAAUAUGGCGCGGUAGCGGACUGCCCUAUGGACACAUGGGAGAGUGCAGUACACCAACAGGGAGCUCCAAACGGCAAUGGUGUUCUUCCUCUUUCUGAUCCAACGGCCAGCCGUCCACCCCAGUGCUGUCCACGCUGCUUGGCUGGCGAACCGGGUCACAUCAACCACAUCAUGGGCUACUGACCAGCUAGAUGGGGAUCUUGAUACCUGGAGGAAGAGGAGGAGGAUGAAGAAGGGAAGGUAGAGAUCCCAAGAAAACAAGAUGGUGUAGAUGGAUAUGUGGGGGGGAUUAAUAUAAUUACUGCCUUGUACACAGUGUUGCAACUUGCUCUGCACUGUUAGAAAUAAUCAAAUUCACUUUUCUCAAUGCUCAGAUUUAGCAAGUUGUUGUCAAGUCUGGAAAUAAUUGAGUAACAUAUAAGUUACUCAAAUGCUUAGUAGUCCAGGAACAUCAGGCAUAGUCCAGCAAAUUUGCCUAUGUGUACCAGGCAUAAGGAGCACUAGUCGGGAUGUUAAAUGAGGUCCAUCAGGAGAGAGGGGAGGAAGCCAUGUUUGUAGUUUACCACAGGGUGCCUUGUAAAGCCAGUACUGUGUCACUGUAAAUUCCCCACAAGUGUAUUACUGUACCCUUUUGAUUAGAUAUGUUUAUACACACAGGGACACAUAACAAGGGCUACUAACAGUAGGCUAUGUGUGCAAUCUCAUAAAACUUUAUAUUUGUUCAUGUAGAUGUCUCUACUGUGUACUCUACAGUAAGAUCUGCAGCCUUCCCAGAGAAGGGUCCUGGACUCUGAUCUAUGUAAUAACACUGUUCUGAAUAUAUAUCUAUGUAUAGAUAUAUAUCAGGGAAAUAUAGGCCUGAAUGAAUAGGCCUACAUGUACUGUAGAAACUGUCUGCUCCAGUAUCAUUAUCAACAAAAACAGUAAAUCAUGUAAAAUCCUUUUAAUUUCUUUGGAAAUUAAAUUAGUGAAAAUUAUUUUCACUAAAAUAAGGAUCUUUUGAAUGGAUGAUUUGUACACAAGAAUUUUGGUGAAAGAAAUAUUAUAUUUUUUCUAACUUAAUUAAUUUCAAUGAAAACAAUGUAUUGUAUGUAGUGGCCAAACAGAAAGCUCCAUUUGAAAAGUGAAUUGUGGUCAUUCCUUUAAGUUUCCUUUGUUUUUAAGACAUGAAAGGGCUAUCAAAGGUGUGUGCGGUAGAUAGACUACGCCACGUACGACAAGUGAGAGUUGGGAUUUCAUGCUGAACUGGGUGUCCUUCUUUUCUUGUGUACUUUAACUGAAUUGUUCCCUCAGUCAUGUUAAAUUCAUGUUAAAUUUGAUCCGUCAGUAUUUGUGAGUAUAUGUGGAAUUUGAGUUCACCUUGAUUUGCCUGGGACAUCCUCCCUGCCAGUAGAUUUGGUGUUUGUUCUGUUUGCCAUGUAAGCCAAUGUUCCUGAGCAGCAGUGCAUCUGUGCCAUGAAUGUAGAGUAAGGUCCCAUUAUUCUGUUGUAUUCUGUUGCCAUUAACUACCAACAGAUGACGCUGUCUCAAAAAUAUAUUGUGACUCCAUGACAGAGUUUAUUUUUAGUAUUAUAGAAGAACGGCCUUUGAAUAAAUAAUCUAAAAAUGGA